Pocillopora meandrina is the source of this 5325-nucleotide messenger RNA. The record is from the annotation of a GenBank genome assembly. NCBI's taxonomy places the organism in Eukaryota, Metazoa, Cnidaria, Anthozoa, Scleractinia, Pocilloporidae.
AUGUCCGAUGAAAGUGACAGAUUUUCCCUAACGGCUGAACAAUAUUUAGGUAAGGUCACCUGGUAACUUGACAGACUACGCAACGCUAUAAUUGACAGAUGUUUGUCCGAUCAUGACAACUGGAUAAACAAUUUCUCUCUUCUGAGGUAUAGGAUAUGUUUCUCUUUCAGCGAAGUACCACGUACUGACCUACCUUCAGGUAAGAUAUGCAGAUGUAUAGCGGAGGAUGUGUUAUGCAGAUUGUAGGUUGCAAGGAGCAGAAAAGGGGUUUUGUGGGGUUUCAUUACUUGUACAGCUGAGUCACUGUGAGUCUUCCCACUUCUUCACAAAUGUUAAGGAGAUUGUGUUAUUAUUAUUAUUAUUAUUAUUAUUAUUAUCAUUAUUAUACAUUCAACUCACCAUCUCUUGUUUGAUUGGCUGAAAGCGUACAGUGAAUUUUCAAAAUUAGUGCCUAGGAUGUCAUCUAACUGCAGAUUGUGCAAUAAUUAUGUCGAGGUCACUCAAGGUCACGGGUGAUCAUCAAAGUGGUGGAUAUUUACCGAGCAGCUUUGAGGCUAGGCCAAUCAAUACCAUCUUUUCUAUUGAUGUUUUCAUCAAUGUAUUAUGUAUUCAGUACAUGCCAGGAUCACAAGAAUUUUAAAUAGAUUUUAAAAUUGAUACUCAAUUUCUCUAGUAAUUAGCUAGCACUAUUAUAAAUGAUUAGGGUUGAACUGUAUUUUAAUGUUUAUUUUUCGUGAUUUAUGUUUUAAUUGUAUUUGACAGGAUGCAGUUGCACAGCUACUGGAGCAUAAAGAAGAGAAUCCAAGGGUCAUUCCAGCUCGAUUUCUGAGUGAUUAGUGAGUGGUUAAUGAAAUUCAUUUAUUUGUUGUAUGAUUUAUUAUCCAUUUGUAUUGUUAUCAUUGUUUUCAUCAUCAUAAUUUUCAUUUUUAUUUUUAUUAAUUAAGUAAUAGCUGUGGUACUGUAUUCAGGUGUUUGUUACUGAGAUACUGGAAUGCCUUAAGCACAGCCUUAUUUUUUCUUUGGCUAUGGUAACCUCUUGAGGUUGCAUUAUCAUUUAUUUUUUAUUCAGCAUGUUGUCAUCAAUUGGGAAUAGUGUUACUACUAAGAAAAUAAUCAAUGAAUCUUGUAUGCUGUCUGCUGAGGAACUUGAUUGGUACAGAAUUCUUUAAAGAAACUCCAGGUAGAGAAAGUUUUGUCCCUGCAAAUCAUUCUCUAGUGUCUAAUGUAUCUAUCUACUGUCUUCUUUCAUAGCUUCAGGAGUGUUGUGCAAGGGAAUCACACUCUAUUCAGGGAGUACAGUUACAUCAAGAAGACACCUCACAAUAUUGCCUCUUUUAUCAGAGUGUUUUGGAAAUGUUUUAGACAUAUCGGAAGGAAUGGAGGUAUGAUACAAAAAAAAAUUCAGAGCUUGCAUGGAAAUAAUAUUGAGUUUGUAAAAGUUGUUGUGUCGUUUGUGUUUUCCUUUUGAUUUUAAUUUGUUCCUUUUUUUGUGUAAUGUCAGUCAUAGUUUAAUUUGAAGAUGGUGAAUCAUCAGGCACUUAUUCAAAAAAUUUUGGCCAAUGCUUUGUUGAUUUUGUUGAAGUGUUUGUUGAAGGGAGGGGUGUUUGUUGAAGGAGUUUUGUUCCUGGUGAGACUAAAGUUGAUGGAAAACUCCUAAGACUAAGUAUAAAUAAACAAAUUAUUGAGAAUCCUUAAAAGAUAGAAAGAAAGUUUCAACAGGAAAAAAUUUUUCUUCUGUCUCUACCUUUCAAGUUCAUUUUAGGGGACCUUUGGUUUGCAUGUUCACUAAUCUGUAAACAAAAAGUAAAAAUUCCUGGCAAAAAGUUGAUCUUAACUAAGAGAAAUAAACAAAUUAAUUUUUUCUGCAUUGACCACAGAUUUGUUAUCUAAUUUUUUAUUGACCACAGAUUUGUUAUCUGCUAAGGAAUAUCAUUCUCUAGUGUGCCUGUUGUGCCCUGAUUUUCCAUUUGAGCCAGUUCAGAAGACAGCAAGGUGGGUUAUACAUGGAUCACUAGCAUGCUGUUUUUUGUCACUCACUUUAGAAUGAUCCUUUAACCCUUUAACUCCCAGAAGUGAUUAAUAUGUAGCUUCUCCCAAUAAUGUUAAUAUGUUAUCUAACAAACAGGUAAUGAGAAUAUUCAAACUUAUCGGGUGGAAGUCAAUAUCUUGAUCUAACACCCAAUUCUUCCAACUAAUUUACAAGGAAAUGUGUAGCAGCUAGAGGGGAGAAUUGACAAUCAUAUCUUGGGAAUUCAAGGGUUAAAACACCUGCCUUUUUUCAGGAUUAUUUUAAUGGAAGAUGCUAUGGAUUGUCUGAUGUCAUUUCCAGAUUUUCUUUAUGCUUUUCAAACACAGUUCUUUUAUGAGGGUAAGUUAGCAAAUAGUAAUCUUGACUAUUUCAGUCUGAAGAGGUGAAAAUCUUAUCACAUGUUUGCAAAUUAAAACUACAGCAAAUUUGAUUGUCUCAGGAGAUGCCAUUUACACACAAACCUAAACCAAAACUGAAUUGCAAUCUGGGUUAAUUUGCUCUUACAUUUGUUUAGCUUUAGUUCUCUGUAAUAAUUUCCCUAAAUAGAUAUUAUUCUCUAUUUACCUUUGUCUUCAUGGUGGUUUCAUAACUUGAGUAAUACAUUUUUCUUUUUUUGAAUAGUUUUUGCAUUUGAAUUUGUGUUUGCCAUUUAUUUUCGGCAAAUCCCAUCUAGUGGAAACAUCACCUUGCUUUUCACCCUUUGUUAUAAUGGACUUCUUAUGGGGCUUACAUAUGUGGAGGGGGGGGGGAGAUCUGCAAGACUGCAUUUGACCCUGUCUCUGGUAAAAAAGAAAAAAAGUAAUUUUUUAGUAAUGAAUAAAACAUUUUGGUACAUGUUUAGCUCCAACAUUCAAUAAGAUUCUGCUAAAGGUCAUCGUACACUUAAUCCUACCUAUUCCAGUUUGAUUCUAAUUGAGCAAUGCUUAUGUAUUUUGACAUAAUAUGUUGAAAGUUCAUCCUCAAACCUCAUUUACAGUUAUUUUUGUCCAAUCUUUUUCACCCUCUUCAUUUCUUCACUUUGACAUUCUUCUGAUCUUUGUUUUUUGUGGAAAUCUUUCCUUUAAAUGUUACCAGUCCAUACCUCUAAAGAAAGGCUUGGAAGUAAAGUUGAUGUUGAUGUGCAUAAAUUCUUUUCUGACAAAGAGCUUUUUCUACAGAGUUUAUAGAGAAACUUCACAGCACUUAUCAAGCCCUGAUAUCAGGUACUUAUAGACCUGGUCAGAUAGUGAUAGUGCCAACACUGUCCAGGCCCACUCAGCACAAGACACAGCAGCCUGCACACACUGCACCAGAUGCUGCUCAGGUCAGUCCUGGGGAUGGAGUGGAGGUUCAUUCUUUCUUGGAGGCCAUCCUUCAAAUUAUUCAUACCAGCAAUGGCUCCUUCAGGUAUAAUCCUUUCUAAACUGUUUCUUUUUCCUCCCAUAUCUAUGGCAAAUGUUUAAACUCUUUUUACUUGACGAGCAAGCUCCCAACUUUUAUCAUCUUUCUUAGUCCAUAUGUGUAUCUGUACUGGAUGUCUUUGAUAUUUCUGAUCUUAGCUAUAAGUAUGACAUUUGUCUCUAGAGCCUUAUACAGCUGUUUCAAACUGAUUUACUUACAUUGGAUUGACUUUUCCUGAAAUCCAAAAUAGAGCCUUGAGGCUCAAUGAUUUAAAAACUUUUUUCCUAUUGUGAAGGAAUUUACUGUAGUUUGAAAAUCAUUCUUUCAGUUGUCCACCUGUUGAGGUCAUUAAAGAACUAUUGUCAUCUGUUGAAAGAGUUACUUUUUAUGGAUUUCUUAUUGGCCUUGCAAAACACCCUGGAGUCAAUAACAAUGUUGGUAAGAGGAACCACAUGUCACUCUUUUAAUGCGAAAAAGCCUUUUUAUAAAAAGGAAGCCUGAGUGUAAAUAGCCAUUAGUAUUGGAGUUCACUUUUAUAUAUAAAUAAGUUCUUAUUUCUAUUUGAAAGGAGUGAUAGAAAGGCUUGCUUUAUUUAAACACAGUAGGAUUUAAAGCUCAAAGCUUGUGGGGUCUUGUGAUAACAAGGCUAAAGCUGAUUUGGAAAUAUACUUUUGGAUUUAUGUAGAAUGAUAAUACAAUGCUCCAAGCUGCAUUCCUUUAUGGCCACUCUGGCAGGUACAGAAAAUUAUUUGACACUAACUUUAAAUUAUAACCCUAUGUUCAUUGUUGUUAACAGCAACCCUACCUGAUAAAUCAGCUAUCAUGGAAGAAACUGAUCAGGAAUUGAGCAGGUUUGAUGUUCAUUUUAUGUUUGUGAAUAGGGCAUAUUUUUAUUGAAUAUUAGCCCUUUACACCCUAACAUCAGUUUACAAGUUCUCUAUACUAUUCUCUAUAUGUUCCCAAUGAUACUCACAAGGAGAAUUUACUUAAUAAUCAGGAGCUUCUUAACAUUGUAAUCAUUUCCUUUACUCUUAUGACCUUAAUGUUUGAUUUAGGGGUGAUACUAUUUGGAGAAAUUGGAUGUUUAUCACUCCUAGGGUUUAAAGGGUUAAAGUACAAAGCAAAGGAAUCAGUUAUAAAGAAAGAAAGUUUUAAACUUAGCAAAAGAGAGCUCAGAGGAGAAACAAGCAUCCAGCCUGGAGAGCAAGAGAAAGCUGGUGACCAAGUUGCCAUUUUUUAAGUUUUGAUUUCUAGUAUUGGUGAAAUAGUGUGGUUGGACUUAACUAGAGCAAUCACAGAAAGGUUUAAAGCCAAGCCAAUGCAUUCCUGGAUUACUGUUGAGAGUCAGUUAAAAAUAACCCUUAGUAGAGAAUGAAUUAAUCAAUAAUAAUUACCAGUUAUGGUUAAUUAAUAACUAUUUAUUGAUGAUUAAUUCAUUGUCAGAAUUAAUUUCCUCAAAUUAUUUUAACAGUCCUUCAACCAGACCCAAAUCAGGCAGACCAAAAAGUGGAAUUCCUAAUACUACCAAGAAGGCUCUUUGAAUUUGUGCAUGAUUAAUUGGUUGAUGCAUAUAAUAGAAAAAAAAAUGGACAUGUAAUUUCAUGAACUGUAAGUAUUGUAUGUAUCUUUUGUGUAAGAUAGCUGAAUAUUUAGUGUGAGACCAUACUUUUUGUGGUCCUGAAUUAAAGCAAUUUUAGCAAUAAAUAAAUUUGGAUUGUCAAUUAUCACAACUCUUCUUUAAAUGACAACCAAUGUGUUCAACUUUAAUCCGGAACUCUUUAUUUUUAUUUUUGUUGUUUUUGUAUGAUGGAUCUUUGCUUUUGGAAAAAAACAACAAAACAAACAAAAACAGUUAAAGUUAAUUGAUUUUUUUCCUUAAGAAUGUUAGUCUUUUAAGACUCUCUUUUAUAUCUAGC